Messenger RNA from Phyllopteryx taeniolatus (common seadragon), 2023 nucleotides. RefSeq lists its product as uncharacterized. The transcript has 12 exons. Lineage: Eukaryota; Metazoa; Chordata; Actinopteri; Syngnathiformes; Syngnathidae. The record is from RefSeq and is a predicted model, not a curated record. The coding region runs from base 400 to 1959 and encodes 519 amino acids.
AGUCUUUUAUUUCGAAAUAGCUGGCGGAAGUUGACGUAGCUUGGGAAGCGCUCAACGUCGGUUUGUUAGAGUCGGCGAUUCUUAAGGAAAAAAAAGCAUUUUACAUUUGACACUUUGCUGCUUCCGACGGUUUUCAAAUGACAUUCAGGACAAUUGGGGAAGUUUUCUGACCCGCCAGGAGUGAGCAAGUACAUUAUUACGAACAAUGUUAGCUUGAAUGCUACAUGGAGUUUACUGGCACCCAAAUCUCGCGAGAAGUCUCCGUCAUGUACUGUCACAUUGCGCUGUUAAUGGUCGUAGGAUUCCUGGCGUCCGAGGACCACUAGUCCUCAAAUAUGCAUACUUUGGACAACUGGUCCUCCAGGACCACCCUCGUUGGUCAACUGGUCCUUGGUCAUCAUGCUGUCCCGCCCCCCGCCAGGAGUGACUCCGUCUCCUGCGCUCCCAUUGGCUGACAAAGAUGUGGAUGGAGCCACACAAACACUUCCUCCUCAUGCCCUUCAUCAUCACCACCACCAUCACCAUCAUCACCAUCCCGGUCCACAGCUCAGCUGCCCUUGCUCGUCCCUGUUGCCCCGCCUCCUGUCGGCCCACAGGAUGGAGGUGCGGCGCCUCCUGCGGGGGGCGCUGGUGUCGCUCGGGCGGCGAGUGGACGCGCUGGAAAGGACGGGCGGCAGGAGGAGGACGAGGAGGAGGACGAACGACGGGAGCCCGAGGACGAUGGCGGAAGAUGGAGCCAAAGGUCACGCUACGGACGCAUCCUCUUCCUGUCGCUGGUCUUCGUUUGCACUCGAAGGCCCGCCUCUUCGGACUGGCUGCAGCCAAUCGGAGCAGAGGAACGGAGAGGAGGGGAGGGGCGUCAAGAGGAGGAGGAAGAGCCACGGAGGAGGAGGAGGAGAAGAAGCGGAAGAUGAGGACCGCGGGAGGUUCGUCGGCCGCAUGGCCGUCUGCCGGACGGGUGGCGGAGCUACCGACCGCACGCCCCUGACGCUCUUCAACUUUGACCCCAGAAGACGGACGGAAGGCGGCCACACUGUGAAGGCCAUCAGCGUUGUCGUCAGACAGAACGGCUACAGCUCCUCCUCCCAGACCACUUUCGACUUCCUGCGAGCCUUCAGCAGCCAAUCACAGGCCUGGUCCGCCGCCCGCUGCCAAUGGCGCUUUUCCGACUUCACGCCUCCUCCCCCGUCCCCGCGCGCCGACGGCGGCUCUCGACUCGGUGCCGUGCUGCGGCUGUCCAUGGUCGCCGUGGCGACCAUGGCCGCGCCGAGGGGGGAGACCGGCUGGAAUCCCCGGCGGCCGCUGAGGGACCGGACGGCCCCGCCCGGUCUCGCCCUCGAUCACUGUUACAUCCAAGCAGCUGAUCUCAGGCAGCGAUGGACUAGGAGACGAGCCAAUCACGGUGCUCGGAAGCGCCUCCUCGCCCCGCCUCUCCCUCCGUGCUCUGCCGACGUCGUCUCGCCUCUGCUCCCGACCGCCCAAUCGGAUGCUGGCUCCAAGGAGAAAGCCAAGCGCGUUUCGCAGAUCCGAAUCCGCCGAGCGUGCCCACGCGAGACGCCACUCACGCCAAUGGGGCUGCCCAAGGUCAAAAGGUUGAAGAAGAAGGAGUUCAGUGUGGAGGAGAUUUACACCAACAAGAACUACAAAUAUCCCAGCAACAACAGGAGUCUGGAGACCAUCUUUGAGGAGCCUCAGGAGAAGGGUGGAUCCUUGCUUCUGAUUGGCCAGCAGAGGCGGCGCAGGCUCCUCCUCUUUCCCGACUUCACUCAGCCCAGGAAAAGAAAAAGACCGCUAGGUGUCGGACUUCCUGUCGCCGCGGUGCCAAGAAAGCGCGCCGUCCGGCGUCAGCAGCGCGCAGGGGUCGGCGGCGCCGACGAGCGCUCGGACCUGGACGUGAUGCUGGUGGAGAGGCUGAGCGCGCUGGAAGACUUCCUGACUCGUCAGGGCUUGGACGUGUGAUGUCACUCCCUGUCUUAUGGGUCUAGUUCUUAAUAAAUUGAAACGUGUCUAUUUUUGGAACCCA